Messenger RNA from Didymodactylos carnosus, 1396 nucleotides. The record is from the annotation of a GenBank genome assembly. Lineage: Eukaryota; Metazoa; Rotifera; Eurotatoria; Philodinida; Philodinidae.
UGAGAAAUUUUAUCAGUUGCACAAUCCAAUCCGUCUAAAGCUUAAUUAUAUGUUUUUCUCUAACGAACGCAGUGAAAGAGAAUAAAUUUUAUCUUUCAGUCCAAAUAUUGAUCUACUCUUCUGCAGAAGGACAAUAUCGCUUAUUAUGAGUUUAAUCAAGAAAAAGAAAGGAGAGAGAUUGAUAUUGAGCUGUAUCUACGCGUAUAUUUUUCUACGCACUCCAUUAUUUUUGAUGGCUUCCCUAAGAUUUAAAUUAAAUUUUUUCUCAAUAUAUUUAAUUAACGCGUCCGCCAAAGACCAUCAGUCCAAAUUUUUCCGUCAGACUUUCUAAAUAAACUCCUAGACGGUUCGAUGCAGCUGGUCAAGCUGAUUCAGAAUAUCACUUUGGUUUUUGGUAAAACCUUACUUUAAUGUGAAAGAAAUUGACUGACAGCCAAAAACCAAAAUUUAAAAAAACGCAGCACAGUUCACACUAACUGGCGUUACUUGGCGCUAUGGUCAACGGUAGAGCACACAUAGAGGAAUAUUUGACGAAAGUUUGAGCUCAAUUAGACUUUAGCUCUUUGUAGCGUUUAUAAAGUAUGGAAUGGUGAAUUUUCCAAAACAUUUUUAGUAUAAAAAAUUAAAAAAAAUUUCUGGAAAAAAUUAAUGUUAUACAUGGUUCGAUGCAGCUCGACGAGCUAAUUCUGAAUAUCACCUUGGUUUUGCGCUAAAAUGUUAUAUUAGUCGCAAAAAAAGGCAUUUGGGAUCAAAAACCAUGGUUUUUUGGAAAUCCUCCAGUACAGUCCAGAAUCAUUGGCGCUAUGAUCAAUGGUAGAGCACACAUAGAGGAGUAUUUGGGGAAAGGUUGAGCUCGAUUGGACUUUAGCUGUUUGUAGCGUUUACAAAAUACAGAAUGAUGCAUUUAUGAUACUCAAUUUUAGCCUAGUAGAUUUUUUUUUCUGUAGCAAUUUGAGUUCAAUGUAAACGAUCUUUUCAUUAAAAUGGAGCUCAUAGAUGAAUAAUUCCGUUCAGAUAGUUUUUCAAAUUAAACUAUUCCAAUAAGUUGGCCAAAAAAUUACCUUUAUCUGAGGAUAGCGAUUUUUGAGCAAAUUUCUUAGUAUGUGUUUUUCCAACGUUCAACUUAAUUUCUAAAAAUGCUAUUUCAGGACAAGAUAGAUCAAAAACAGAAGUAAUUAUACCAGUGCUUAAACUUGGAAAAAUAACAGUUUCGUUUUAUGUCCGCCUGAAUUUGCAACAUGGAUGGAAAAAUUCAAAAACCUUGGCCACACAAACCGUACCGAUGAAUACCACAACUGUUCAACCACCUUCUGCUACAACUGUGACAACUGCUCCGAAUGUAUCAUCACAGAUAAUCAUUGAGGAUGAUAAAAAACUUUUGAAACAUUGUCGUUAA